GUGGAUUUGGUGGUGCCAUGGUUUGGGCUAUAGAUUUAGAUGAUUUCCUGGGGACUUUCUGCAAUGAGGGAAAAUAUCCUUUAAUUAACAAGCUUAAAUCAUUGCUGGAAGGCUCCACUGUAAACUGCCCUGGUGAAAUAUGUUCAGGCAUAGUUGAAUUCCAACAACCACUUCUACCACUACUACUACAACUACUACUGGAACUCCUCCUACAACCCCAUCAGGAGGUACAACACCUGCACCUCCAGUCACCGAUCCACCUCCAACUGGUGAUGUUGAUCCUAACUUUUGUGCAGGGAAAACCGAUGGACUGCAUGAAAAUCCAGUAAACACUAAC
Molecule: messenger RNA, 337 nt
Organism: Staurois parvus
Lineage: Eukaryota; Metazoa; Chordata; Amphibia; Anura; Ranidae
Source: the annotation of a GenBank genome assembly